Messenger RNA from Vicia faba (fava bean), 1266 nucleotides. The record is from the annotation of a GenBank genome assembly. Lineage: Eukaryota; Viridiplantae; Streptophyta; Magnoliopsida; Fabales; Fabaceae.
AUGGAUGGUGCACCUUCUAUCAACCCAUUCACCGUCCCAUUUUUUCCCUUCUUCCCCAUCAUCAUCAUCGUCACCACCACGCUCAUUCUUAUCACAAACGCAUAUCAAGAUACAAAAGAAAAUACAAAAAUUCCCAGUCUCGAAGACGAUAAUGGCGCAAUCGAUAUGUCAUUACAACCGCCAGUAUCAUCAGCCGACGACCCCAAUCAGGUAGUGACAAAAUCAGUUUCAUUCAAACCUAGUGCGGGAGCAAUCGUAGGUGUUCUAGCAACCACAUUCUCCCUCACCUUUCUACUUCUUCUCUAUAUUAAACACUGCAACGGCGUUGCUGCUAGCAAUGCAAAUGCAGAUGGAGAGAGGGAUUUGCAAGAGAGGAAGAACUCUGGGAUUGGACGGACGGUUGUGGAUUUGUUACCCGCGUUCAAGUUUGGUUCGUUGAGAGGACAAAAACAAGGACUCGAAUGUGCGGUUUGUCUCACAGGGUUUGAGGAUCAUGAGAUACUAAGGUUGUUGCCAAAAUGCAAACAUGCUUUCCAUAUGGAAUGUGUGGACACGUGGCUUGACAAACACUCCACGUGUCCGCUCUGUCGGUAUAAAGUCGACCCUGACGACAUAGUUCAUUCUCAAGAAUUAUUGUUGUCGUCAGACGUCGAAAGCGGAAGAGUUAUGAGUAAUGUCAUCAGCAAUAGCAAUGAGUCACGACAUGAAAAUGAAAGUAUAGGUUCACGACGAGUUUCUUUUAUGAGAGAGAGGAAUAGUGAAGGGUGUUUGUUUAGUGGUCAUUCAAGAAAGGUAAAGAGUGAGAGUGUUAUAGGAGAACAUAGGUUAGAUCAUCGUAUAGUUUUGUCCCCUACUUGUUCUUAUACUUCACAUAGUGGUGUUCAACAACGGUGGAGCAAUUUUGAAACAGAUGAUAUGCUUUACUUAACAACUGAUAGGAUCAUCAGUUGCAGUUCGUCUUCGCGUGACGGAAGGAGAAGAAGGAUGAGGCGUAAUCGCGGUGGUGCUGAUGAUGAGAUGGAGAAUGGUUUUGGUGGUGGUGGUGGAAGGAGGAGGAGGAGGAGUGAAUGGGAUUUGAGGAGUACUGUGUCGGAGAUGACAGGGGUGAUGAGGUUUUUGAAUAGGGAUAGAAGGAGGGGAAGAGAACGUCGUGGUGGUGGCGGCCGGGAAGAACAAGAGAGACAAAGGGAGGGAGUUGCUUCAAGGUGGUGGGCUUGGAUUUCGAGGUCACAGCAACAAUCAUAUAGUAGAUCAACUUCUGAAUGA